Trematosphaeria pertusa is the source of this 1371-nucleotide messenger RNA. RefSeq lists its product as uncharacterized. The coding region runs from base 1 to 1092 and encodes 363 amino acids. NCBI's taxonomy places the organism in Eukaryota, Fungi, Ascomycota, Dothideomycetes, Pleosporales, Trematosphaeriaceae. The record is from RefSeq and is a predicted model, not a curated record. The transcript has 2 exons.
AUGGGCCGCCGCCGCCACAAAGAGAAAAGGAAGUUCCAACACCUAGUUGACGGACCAAUACUCGCAAAGAAACCUUUCAAAGAUGGUCCCCUUGGCUGGAAAGAGGAUGAGCAUGGCGAGCUGCUACCCGUGUUCCCUCCGCCUCCACUCAUGUACACUUCCGAAGAUCUCUUGCCGUACAUGCCAUAUCCGGUCUUAUAUAACGAGCGACUAAAUAUACGAAAACGAGUUGGACUUUACUUUCCAUUUCUCUAUCUCCCUGCAGAGAUCCGAUAUGAGGUAUACCGGCUCUGCAUUUUCGCCAGCCCCUUGCUUCGGAAACUAGCUGGCCAGCUCCUGCGCACCUGUAAGCUGGUCCACGCCGAGGCCGCGUCAGUUCUCUAUGGCGAAAACGAGCUUCGCUUCGCCCAACAGUGCGGUCAUCUACACGUCCCAGCCUUCCUGGGUAGUAUUGGAAACCACACCUGCUGGAUCAAACAGGUGGCUAUUCACGUCCCAUUCCUCGGAGUGCGUCCCUUCAUCUCCAACGGUAGCUUGUGGGUGGGAACGUCUGAAGAACCCCUCGUUAGCUACGACGGGACGUCCAACUGGGAUCAACUCGCACGAGAUGCUCUAGAAGCCCUCGCAGCACUGCCCGCCCUUUCUCACCUUACGAUCAUUAUCCCCCCCGAUUGGCAGUAUGAUAGUCACGCCGACGUCCCCUUCCAAGAUGAAUGGACGCACGUCCAUGAGGACGAUGACGAGUGGAUCAAAGGUUCCAACGAGCCGAUCUGGGAAGCGCUCAAGGAGUUUACACACCUUCGGCCAAUGGUGAAGCUGACAAGUGUGCGGUUAUGGCUAGAUGAGGACGACUCGGAAAUCAACAGGCUUAACCACGAGCGUUGUCUUACCAAACUAAGGGAUCGACUCGGUAUAUGGGAUUGUAAAAAUGCGAGAGUCGGGGCGGAUGGGGCUUGGACAGUGCCGGCAGAGUGUGCUGGUGAGGAUCCGGACGAGUAUCUCCUGUAUUUGCGCUUCCUGUUCGAGGACGACACGUGGUAUGCGGUUCAGCGAGCGCGCAUUGAGGAAUGGCCGCAAGGAAAGAUUCUAUGAGCUUUUGGGGUAUAGAGAGGAAGUGUUUCUCGGGAUCGAAGGCAUACGUCGCCUCCAUAUGCCGGCCGGAUAUGGAGAGAAUCCGGCGGUUUGCUCUAGCCAUCAAGGAAGUCCCACCGCUACACUAUAGAACUAAUGUCGAAACCACCUUUCGGAAUGCUUCGAGACUCUAGCAACAUAUGCAAUGAGGAGGCUACCGUGCACACCUUGUGUCCAGAUCCAUUCAAGCUGCAAAGGGAAGAGCCGGCGCUUGCUUCUCGUCAAGUAAUUCUUCGGGAA